UUAUCUGUAAUUACGCCUAGUUGUUCACCAGCCGCUGUUACAGUGAGACCUUGUCACUGCUUGUGUGAAAAUAAUUCGAUUCUAUCCGGAAACAUGGCACUUGUAGGAAAAUGGGAGUACGUGUCCGCAGACAACAUGGACGGGUACAUGGAGGCUGCAGCGGUUCCUGAAAACUUGAGAGAAGUGGCAAGGAAAAGCAUUCCUACCUUAGAAAUCAGCAACGAUGGUGACUCAUGGACAAUUAAGACCACAGUAAGCGACAAGGUCAAGGACACAACUUUCAAGGUUGGAGAGGAGUUUGACAGCGUCUCAUUGACAGGACAAGCGCUCAAAUGCACGGUUGCCAUGGAAGGCGAGAAGAUGGUGGAGACACAGAAAGCUGGUGAUGCUACCGUCAUUGUAACAAGAGAAAAAGUUGGGGACCAGCUUAUCUCGAAAAUGACAAUCGGUGGACAAACAGCAACUAUUACGUUCAAGAAAGCAUAAUAUUCCGUUUCUAUGGCAACAGAUCAUGCAGUAUUUAAAGACUUUACCGUUAUACAUUUUGCAGCUUUUAAUUUGCUUUGUUUGAAGAAUAAAAAUAUGUUAAAACCUUUA
This is a messenger RNA of Mercenaria mercenaria, 597 nucleotides long. RefSeq names its product sodium/calcium exchanger regulatory protein 1-like. Gene Ontology annotation, cellular component: nucleus; cytosol. Gene Ontology annotation, molecular function: fatty acid binding. The transcript has 4 exons. Bases 94 to 486 code for a protein of 130 amino acids. NCBI's taxonomy places the organism in Eukaryota, Metazoa, Mollusca, Bivalvia, Venerida, Veneridae. The record is from RefSeq and is a predicted model, not a curated record. Gene Ontology annotation, biological process: fatty acid transport.